GCACUAUUGAUAUAACCAACAUUUUUCUUGUUCCUGUUUUAUCUGUAGGUACCAAAACCCGAAUUUUUGUUUUGUCCCCUUCGAUUAGAACAUACAGAGCUUUUUGUAAUCGUCAGGCAUUAAAUUAUAUAAUAGCCACAAUUAUAAAAUGCCACGAGGCAAAUUUACAAGUCACAAAGGACGUAAUCGACGUUUCACCAACCCCGAAGAACUAGAAGAGGAGCGCAGAAGGGACGAACAGAAAAAAUGGCGCAAACAAAAGAACGAGAGCGGUAGCGACGAGGAGGAGGAAGCGACCGGUAGCGGCGACAAACGAAUUAGCGAAGAGGGCUCGUCGGGUAGCGAGGAUGAGAGUAGUGACGAGGACGAUUCCAAAGUUAAGGGCGUAUCUAAUUUAAUAGAAAUAGAGAAUCCGAACAGGGCGCAGAGGAAAAGUAAGAAAAUAACCACGCUUAAGGCGGAUGCCGAACCCGAAAAACCCCAAUUAUCUAGACGCGAACGCGAAGAAAUCGAAAAGCAAAGGGCGCAGGCUCACUAUCAGAAACUUCACGCCGAAGGCAAGACUGAUCAGGCGCGUGCCGACCUUGCCAGGCUCGCUAUUAUUAGGCAACAAAGAGAAGAGGCGCAGAAACGUAGAGAAAUAGAAAAGAAAGAAAAAGAAGAGGCAGCGAAACAGAAAACUGCACAAACGCAAAAAGCUUUGGGCAAGAAAUAACGUGUUAAGUUUUAGUGCUUGCAAUAAUCAUGGAUAUUACUUUAUUACGAUUUUUUUUUAUUGUACUUUUAUCUGUUUCUGAAUAACAAAAUCAGUGUUUAAGUGUACCUAUUUUAUACUUGUAAGUACAAAUUAAAGAAAUCUAUUGGCAUUGUUCAUCAAAUGCUUUCUCGACAUAUACUUGUUUAACAGUU
Photinus pyralis (common eastern firefly) is the source of this 909-nucleotide messenger RNA. RefSeq names its product 28 kDa heat- and acid-stable phosphoprotein. The record is from RefSeq and is a predicted model, not a curated record. The coding region runs from base 149 to 715 and encodes 188 amino acids. Gene Ontology annotation, cellular component: cytosol. The transcript has 3 exons. NCBI's taxonomy places the organism in Eukaryota, Metazoa, Arthropoda, Insecta, Coleoptera, Lampyridae. Gene Ontology annotation, molecular function: RNA binding.